Molecule: messenger RNA, 868 nt
Organism: Lasiosphaeria miniovina
Lineage: Eukaryota; Fungi; Ascomycota; Sordariomycetes; Sordariales; Lasiosphaeriaceae
Exons: 1
Coding region: 182-481 (99 amino acids)
Source: RefSeq, a predicted model, not a curated record
GUGGUUAUAACUUGGUCAAACAUGACUAGCACCCCUCGGCCAGCCACCCAUUCCCUCGAGCGAAGCGAGGACAGCUCGCCGCAGGCGCCGCCAGAGGCAAAAAACAAGAAAAAAAGAGGCUCCGUUCAGCUGACCCCUUCCUGACCCGUCAGGUAACCUAUUUUAUCAAUUACUGCCUGCUAUGAUGCUAUCUUGGCUCUUCGUAAUCUUGUCGCUAAAUACCCAUUGGUUUGAAUUCGGCUCACUUUCGGACUGUCAUCUAUUCAGGAUAGGUGCCAAGCUGGCAGGGCAGUGCCAGAGAGGGGAUGCUUGCCAUUACUCGGUACCAGCUAGGCAUGCGGGUCAGGUGUGCGUGCAGGAAGCCCAAGAUAAUUAUGUACCUAACUAUUCCCGUCCUCGUUCUCUGACAGGCAGGCGCAGGGAAGUCAGGAGAGGGCAGAAGGUAGUGUGGGAUGUGGGCGGGACGACUUGUAUUGGAUAAUUGCAGGACUGCUGGCUCAGUGAGUCGACAGUAGCUGUUGUUGAUUCCGCACUAAUAGUCAGGUCCGCGGGCUAGGUGCUGUCCUUUCCCGUGCCUGUGCUCUGAGUAUGCGGCGCGGGGGCCAAGCUCCUGAGAUAAGUAGGAUUGCAUAUUAAGCAUUGCGAUCCUUCUGGUAUAGUGUGCGCUAUUCAUUAUUGGUUCUGGAAGUAGCCAGUAAUUCUCAAUUUUGGCCGGACUAAAGCUAGCUAGAUGUGCGUGGACGUCACGCUUCCCACUUCACGGGAGGCAGGCCCUUCCAUGGUGGGUGUAACAUGUGCCGCCUCCCGAGAACUAGCCAAGUGUAGGUAGUCGUGUUGUGGUGGACAGAAAUGAGAUUGGCGUCGCUAG